AUGGAGAAAGAGAUUUGUGCAAGACAUGUUUCAAGAGAAGGGACAGGAUGUGUUUGGUUGUUUAUGAACAUGUUUGAUCUUAGACAUGGUGGAUCUAACCAGAAGCUAUUGUUGGAUAAGAAACGUGGUAGCAAACGAAUCUUAGGUAUUGAGACUAAGGUUGAAAAGCAGCUUACCUGUGACUGUGAGAAGAGUGUCAAGAAACUUAUUGAAGAGGAGAUUGAUGAGACGACUAAGCAAAAGUGUGAUACUAAAUGCAGAGGAAGGACCUGCAGCAAAACCAGUGAGAGCAUCACUGGUGAUGAUGAUCAUGCAGAGAAGAAACCUGAUGCUGAUUCAAUAAAUGAUGAUGAGUCGGAAGAGAAGUUUAGUGAGUUGAUAAGGCGUUUGAUAGCUCAGAAGGAGAGCGAGGUAGAGAGCUGCAAGAAUCUUGUGGAUGAUGAUUCUAAAGAAGAAUCAUCAUUCCUAAACAUUGGUAGUUCACCAGUUUCCGGAAAUUCUCAGAGAAUCAAAGAGACAAGCUCUACAAAUGAAAGCAGAACACAAACAAUUGUGGUUUUGAAACCUGAACCAAGUUGCUUGAAUCUUGGUUCAUCACCUGGAAGACAAGCUACAAGAAGCAAGGCCAAGAACGAAAGAUCCGGUUCUCGCUUCACUCUCAGUAGAAUCAGAAGAAGACUAAAAUCUGCAAAGAAUCCAUGCAAUGCUCAACAUGAAUCUGAUCAAGAUCCAGAUGCAUUGUCGUCAUCUAACAUGAGUCAUAACUCUUGUUUGGAAGAGGAGAUAGAGACUAGUUCCGGGAGACAUGUUUCAGACAGAGGAGAAGUAUUGGCUGAAGUUAUUAAAGAAGGUCCAAAGAAGAGUAUGUGUGGUAUAUACAUUACAGCCAAGAAACACCUCUCUGAGAUGCUUGCAGAAGGAGAGAUGGAUGUUGAUUCACCGGAUAAGGAAGUGCCAAGAAUCCUAGGAAAGAUUCUUGCUCUCCCUCAGUUCUCCACACCAGAAAACAGUCCAAGAAUGACAUUGGCACAUGACUUUGUUGAUCACCAGAUAACCGAGGAACCAAAGAUUCAACAAUGCAUUUCAGAAGAUUACAAUGAGACACUUGGAUUGGAUUCAAACAAACAUGAAGAAACAGCUUCUACAGGUGUUUCAAGGAAAGAAGAGAAGGCUGUCUUGGAUCCGUUGUCUGCAGAAAUUAGCUUUUCCAUUAUCCACCAAGAUGCAUAUGUUGGUGAAGACAAGUUUGAAACUCAUGAUGAAAAUGAGCAUAGACAACACUUGGAAAAGGAAACAGAUGACGAGAAACAUUCACCUUGUUCACCACCAAGUUCUUCAGUUAAAAUGUCUGAGUGUUGCCAAGACAAUACCACUGAUGUGCCAGGAAAGUCAAGUCCUGUCUCUGUGCUUGAGCCCUUGUUUACAGAUGAUGACACAAGUCCAAGUACUUCCAGGUUCUCUUCAGUUGAAAUGAGGUUGAAACCUCUGUGCAUAAGAUUCGAAGAACUUGACUCUCCAAGACUUGAGAAAGACAACAAUGCAAAAACUAGAAUGGAUGACAAGGAACUGACACUUGCAUACAUUCAAGAUGUGGUGACAUCCUCAGAGUUAAACUGGGAAGAACUUUUAGCCAGAUCGUUUUACUCAGAGCAGGUUCUUGAGCAGGCCUUAAUGGAUGACAUAGACUUCUGUUCUACAACCUUCUGCAGUGAUAAGAAACUCCUCUUUGAUUGUAUCAAUGAAGUUCUUAUUGAGUUCAGUAGGCAUGGUCCUUGGAUCUCAUUAGCCAAACCAGGAGUCCGGUUUUGUCCAGACAUGGAAAAUUCUGUUGAAGUGGUGCAAGAAGAGGUUUACUGGCAUCUCUUACCUUUGCCUUCUCCUCACACAUUAGACCAGAUAGUGCGCAAAGACCUGGCUAGGACUGGAUUCUGGAUGGAUCUCAGAUUCGAUAUCGGAUGCAUCGGUUCUCAAACAGGUGAAAUAAUCCUUGAAGAACUAUUAGAUGAGAUAAUCAGCAGCUUCACAGACUUGUUCCAGUAAACAAAACAUCAAUGCAGUCACUACCAGAAAGAUACACAUGAUCAUCAAGAGGCUUCUUUGUUUACUAUGUACAGUAUCACUUCCACUUCCAUGUACAAGCUCUAGUUUCUUUUCUUGUGCAGAUACAUACAGUCACAGCUUUUACUACCCCAAAGACUGUAAAACUCUUUUUUCAUUUUUUUUCAUUUUGGCUUCUGUAGAGUUUUGAGUGUUAUGUUGUGAAUGUUAAGCUGUAUGUUGUUAUAUGAGGAUGAAUAAGAUGAGGCU
Molecule: messenger RNA, 2307 nt
Organism: Eruca vesicaria subsp. sativa (arugula)
Lineage: Eukaryota; Viridiplantae; Streptophyta; Magnoliopsida; Brassicales; Brassicaceae
Source: the annotation of a GenBank genome assembly